UCCGCUAGGCAUUUCGGCUGAUUCGCCCGAAUAAUACAAACAAGCCGCCGGACAUAGUGGAUUCGGUUGAACAUGAGAAAAACCGCCUGCUUAUGAAUUAACAUAAAUUUAGCCUCCAUGAAUGCAUGCUUUUUUAUAUUUCUUCACUCUUUUGGAAGUGGCAGUAUAUAAUUGCGCAUGAACUGGGAUAAAAUAUCCAGUGACAAAUAGCUAAUCCUAUAAUAGGAAACACACAGUAACACUCCAGUAUGGCGGAAAGUAUGAUGAGUAAAGCAGCCACUAUGGAGAUUCCUAUUAACAGUAAUGGGGACUCUAGGAAUCUGGCAGAAGAUGACAGCCUGGAGCAGGCUGCAAAGAUUCAGUGGAGCUUAAGAGAGAAGGUAGGGAGUCCCGCAGGCCUCAGGGACUUACAGCAGGUCAUGGUGUCUGGGCCCAACCUAAAUGAGACCAGCGUUGUAUCAGGUGGUUAUGGAGGUACAACAGAAGGCAUCAUUCCAACCAGUUCCAUCAAAGACCUGCGAAUGAAGUCUAGGGGUGUUAACAUUGCCCCAAGCCAGAUUGCUGCCUGCCGAAUAGCCCACCAAUCAGAAGACAUCCCCUGUAUCCCAGGGUCCAACAUGCAUCACGGCAGUAGCAAUUCCUCCAUGACUGCAGAAGAGGCCACAAGAGGCGUUGCUGUGGAGAAAUUUGACAUUGUGAAGAAAUGGGGCCUGAACACAUACAAGUGCACCAAACAGCUGAUCUCGGAGAGGUUUGGCCGUGGCUCACGUACUGUGGAUUUGGAGCUGGAGGCUCAGAUCGAGGUUCUGCGGGAAACCAAACGGAAGUACGAAAAUGUGCUGCAUUUGGCGCGAGAUCUAACCAACCACUUUUACAGCAUGGUGCAGACGCAGCACGCCCUCGGAGACACAUUUGCCGACCUCAGUCUUAAGUCUCCAGAACUUCGGGAUGAGUUCGGAUAUAAUGCAGAAACACAGAAGUUGUUGUGCAAGAAUGGAGAGACUCUGCUCGGUGCCAUCAACUUCUUUGUGUCCAGCAUCAACACAAUGGUGAACAAAACAAUGGAAGACACAUUGAUGACUAUCAAGAUGUAUGAGAAUGCCAGGCUAGAGUUUGAUGCGUACAGGGCAGAUCUGGAAGAGUUGAACAUGGGCCCACGGGACGCUGUUACUAUGGCUCGUAUCGAGGCUGCUCAGCAGCAGUACCAGAUCCACAAGGACAAAUAUGAACGUCUCCGCAGUGAUGUCAGCAUCAAGCUCAAGUUCCUGGAAGAAAACAAGGUCAAAGUGAUGCACAAGCAACUUCUGCUGUUCCAUAAUGCCAUCUCUGCUUACUUUGCUGGAAACCAGCAACAGCUGGAACAGACCCUCAAGCAGUUCAACAUUAAACUCAAACCACCAGGGGCUGACAAACCUUCUUGGCUGGAAGAACAGUGAAAGUGCCCGUUUACCCCUGGUUUCCUGUUAUAUGUUUUACCCACACAGAGCAACACAGUAGGACCAUAAGAGACCAGCGUUCUGAUGCUAGCAGAGACAGGGGCUCCAACAAAGCCUCCUUCACACUAAAUCUCUCUAUACUUCUUCUUCUCCUCCUCCUCAACCUGUUCUUGCUCUGAGACUGUUUUCAAGUGUCUGAAUAGUCACCUCUAGCACAGUAUGUAACCGGUCUUUAAGGCUCCAAUCAAAUGUCAAAGGUAUCAGUUUCUUCAUCCCUAUAAAUAUCAUUAAACUAACUGAAGCAAUCUUUCUGAUAUGUCCGUCAGAACAGCUUUGAUCCAGAUUUUGCUCAGUCUUACGCUCUCUCUCUCGGUCUGUGACCACAUCUUUAGGAACUUUUUCCUUUUGUUUUUCUGUGAAAAGCGUUUUAUUUUGCUACUAUUGUCUUUUUCUGUAUUGUAGAUUUGGUUUUGUAGUUAAUGGGGGAUGCAAAUUAUUCCUAUCACAGAGCUUUCAGUGUCGGUGGUUCUAACAAAAAGUAAUAUUAUUUUGAUAAAAUUCCAAUAUAGUUUUAUCUGA
Molecule: messenger RNA, 2015 nt
Organism: Carassius carassius (crucian carp)
Lineage: Eukaryota; Metazoa; Chordata; Actinopteri; Cypriniformes; Cyprinidae
Gene: arfip2b
Product: ADP-ribosylation factor interacting protein 2b
Exons: 10
Coding region: 249-1436 (395 amino acids)
Biological process (GO): intracellular protein transport; regulation of Arp2/3 complex-mediated actin nucleation
Cellular component (GO): trans-Golgi network membrane
Molecular function (GO): protein domain specific binding; phospholipid binding
Source: RefSeq, a predicted model, not a curated record